AUGGAGAUCGAACACUUCGAUACAGAUUUAUUUAUCGACGAAAUCCAAAAGCGUCCAGCUAUAUGGGACAUGCAAAGUCCAGAUUAUAAAAAUAAAAUAUUAAAAAAACGUAAUUGGGAGGAAAUAGUUGAAAUUUUUAGUGACUGUGAAGACAAUUUGGAAAAGAAAAAACUGUUGGAUGGUACACUUAUGAAAAAAUGGAAAAGCAUUCGGGACAAUUACCUUAGAGAGUCUAAGAGGCAAAAAAGCUUCCAUCUGGAUCUGGAUCUUCCAAACAUACGCCAUAUGGAAUUAAAAAAAGUGCCCGAAAAUCGACGCUUAACUACAAAGAUUGAAUUACUCAAUGUCAUUAAAGAAGCACAGAAUUAUCAUCAAUCAUUACCACUAGAAACUAAUCAUCACCAAUACACAUAUUCUACACCGACAUAUUCUGGAUAUACUGCUGCUAGACCCUCAACAACACAACAGUGGUCUACCACGCCGCCACCACCGCCGUCAUCAUGGUCACCGUCACGUUCAGCCUCCAGCCAAGAUUCAGACAACUUAGAUUUAUUUGAAUAA
Molecule: messenger RNA, 561 nt
Organism: Parnassius mnemosyne (clouded apollo)
Lineage: Eukaryota; Metazoa; Arthropoda; Insecta; Lepidoptera; Papilionidae
Source: the annotation of a GenBank genome assembly